UUUACCUCUUAUCCACACAUACCCCUCACUCGCGCACCACCAUCAUACCUAAGACCUCAUAGGCCACACCUAGUGUCUACGCCUUUGUCUUGUCUUUGGCAGCACGCGACCAUCCACAGCCAUCCACUUCUCCCAGACCUUCCAUCUGUAGCGUGCUUAAGCUUAGACACACUUCAGCUACGAAAGCAUGAACCACUUUCCGACGCUUAAACGACCAUUUCUUGACACCAGUGCUUUGUCUUCCCCGCUUGAUCACGAAUCAGACAGCGAAUCUAGCGAGGUGUCCGACGCCGAAACGCCCUCUCCGCCAGCCAGACCCUUUGUCAGAUUCCCUUCGCUAACUCCACCGCUUGAGGAGAGUGGGAACUCGGAACGGUUCUCAGAUGUUGAGCCCGAGAGUAGCAAGUGGUGGUAUGAAUUUGAUAUUUCUGUCAUCAUUGCGCUAGUUCCGCCCAUCGGAAACUGGUUGACAGGAGGAGAUCACGUCAAGAAUCUCCUUCUCAUUCUUCUCUUGAUAUUCUAUUUGCACCAAAUCAUCGAAGUACCAUGGAGCCUCUAUCAUCUCUCGAGACCCAGACGUCGUUCACCUGACCUACCACGCCCUCAAACGUCUGAGCAGGAUCCGUAUCAUCAACUUGCUUCGUCAGAGUUACACAAACUCGAAGUGUUCUACUUGUUUCUGACUGUUUUGUCACCGUUACUUGGAGCCUUAAUCCUCCGUACGAUCAUCAUAUCUGUGGCAGGCCCGGAGACCAUAUCAUGGUUCAGCACUUCUCUCUUCAUCCUCGCCACCGGUAUUCGACCCUGGAAACACGCGGUAGAGCGUCUCCGCCAACGCACAAAAGACUUGCAUACUGUCAUUCACUACCCUCCAGCCAGCUCACCGGAUACACAAUCGCAAAUCGAGGCUCUGACUGCGCGCAUCGCUGGAUUAGAUGCUCAGCUGAAAGAAUGCAAAGAAACCGUGAAACUCCUCACAGAAGAUAUUUUCGACCACGUGGAGGGGGCCGUCCAGGGGUUAGAGAGAUCCAUUCGGAAACAGGACAAAAAGAAUGAUGCUGUCUACUCAGCUCAGGGGUCGAGACUCGAGACGGUGGAACAGAACGUAGAAGCAUUGCUGGAAAGGACGGAAACUUCAGUGCAUGGGUCGACCCUGUCUCACAAUCUGGCUUCUGCAUUUCAUGCGACCUUGGCGGAACCACUCGCAUUCGUUUUUCCAGAGUGGGCACGCAGCUCUCGCCGAGACAAACUCCCACCAUCUCCUCGCACUUCCCCAAAAAAUAGAGCUCGAUAUCUCUUUCCCUCUUUCCGUAUUCCAGGUUUAAAAUUCGUCCUGCGCAUCGGCGAUCUCGCGACCUUACCCGUCCGCCGGGUAGUAGCUUAUCUCCUCAUGGGUCGCAUAUAUGCGCCUAACGUGCCCACUUCCUCGCAUUAAACAGUGUUACCACUGAAGUUUUAUUUUUUGUUCCCUUCGCAUUGCAUUGACUGGUUUCCCACGUCUUCUCGUAUUUUUAUCUACGCAUUGAACGAAACACGAUCCGUCUUUCCGCACGAUAAUUGGUACCUACGAAUAACCUUACUGUACGCUUGUACAACAAAAUUUUGUAUCGCUAUCAAUUAUGUCUGUAUCCAAUCGAGAUUC
Suillus paluster is the source of this 1642-nucleotide messenger RNA. RefSeq lists its product as uncharacterized. The transcript has 4 exons. NCBI's taxonomy places the organism in Eukaryota, Fungi, Basidiomycota, Agaricomycetes, Boletales, Suillaceae. The record is from RefSeq and is a predicted model, not a curated record. The coding region runs from base 188 to 1435 and encodes 415 amino acids.